Messenger RNA from Teleopsis dalmanni, 2078 nucleotides. It is a transcript of the gene IntS9, whose product is annotated as integrator complex subunit 9. Lineage: Eukaryota; Metazoa; Arthropoda; Insecta; Diptera; Diopsidae. The transcript has 7 exons. Bases 76 to 2061 code for a protein of 661 amino acids. Gene Ontology annotation, cellular component: integrator complex. The record is from RefSeq and is a predicted model, not a curated record. Gene Ontology annotation, biological process: snRNA processing.
CUCACAGCCGGUUAGAAUUACGUCGAGUACAUAAACAUUGUUUACUAACACGAAUUUAAUAUAAAUUAAAAUAAAAUGCGAUUAUAUUGUCUAAGUAAUGAUUUGGCAAAACCUUGUUAUGUGCUUACUUUUAGAGGACUGCGUGUCAUGUUGGACUGCGGUCUCACCGAACAGACAGUGUUAAAUUUUUUACCUUUACCAUUUGUGCAAAGUAUGAAAUUAUCUAAUUUACCAAACUGGAUACCAAACCGUGAUCAUGAUCAACAAAUGGAUGGUGAACUAAAGGAAUGUUGCGGUCGCGUUUUCAUCGAUUCUGCACCAGAAUUCUCCUUACCUAUGGACAAAAUGAUAGAGUUCAGUGAAAUUGAUGUUAUAUUUAUAUCUAAUUAUCUAAAUAUGUUAGCAUUACCAUAUAUAACAGAAAAUACCGAUUUCCAAGGCAAAGUAUAUGCAACUGAACCUACUUUACAAAUUGGUACAUACUUUCUUAAGGAGUUAGUACAAAAUAUAGAAGUUGCUCCAAAAGCAAGUACAGCAAAUUUAUGGAAAGAUAUGCUUAGUAUAUUACCAACUCCAUUAACUGAAGCAUUUCGUCCAAAAAGAUGGAAAACCAUUUUUACACUUAAAGAUGUUGAAAAUAGUAUGUCUAAAGUUAUGUGUACAGGAUACGAUGAAAAAUUGGAUAUAUAUGGAGCAUUUAUUGCAACGCCGGUUAGUUCGGGCUAUUGUUUAGGAUCCAGUAAUUGGGUUUUAAACACAAUACAUGAAAAAAUUUGUUAUGUGAGCGGCUCUUCUACUUUGACAACACAUCCGCGACCGAUUAACCAAUCUGCACUGAAACAUGCUGAUGUGCUUAUAAUGACUGGAUUAACGCAGGCACCAACUGUAAAUCCUGAUACAAAAUUGGGUGAAUUAUGCAUGAAUGUUGCUUUGACAAUACGCAACAAUGGCUCCGCACUUAUUCCUUGCUAUCCUUCUGGGGUUGUUUACGAUCUCUUCGAAUGUUUGACCUCUAAUUUAGAAAACGCUGGACUCAACAAUGUGCCUAUGUUUUUCAUUUCACCAGUUGCAGAUUCUUCACUUGCUUACUCCAACAUCUUAUCAGAAUGGUUAAGCGCAACAAAACAGAACAAAUGUUACCUUCCUGAUGAUCCUUUUCCUCACGCUCACUAUUUACGUAACAACAAACUAAAAGCUUAUAAACAUGUCUUCUCCGAUGAUUUCAGCAAAGAUUUUCGACAACCCUGUGUCGUUUUUUGUGGGCAUCCUAGUUUACGUUUCGGUGAUGCGGUACAUUUUAUAGAGAUGUGGGGCAACAAUCCAAACAAUUCCAUUAUAUUUACAGAACCAGAUUUUCCGUACAUUCAAGCAUUAGCACCAUUCCAGCCUUUAGCAAUGAAAGCUUUUUAUUGUCCUAUCGAUACAUCACUCAAUUAUCAACAAGCGAAUAAAUUAAUAAAGGAACUUAAACCUAAUGUGCUUGUAAUACCUGAAGCCUACGUUAAACCAUUACCAAAUGCGCCAAAUGUAUUCAUAGAUCAACCAGAUAAAAAAGUAAUGACGUUUAAAUGCGGUGACAUUAUUCGACUUCCACUGAAGCGAAAAAUGGAAAGAAUUUAUUUAAAUCCAGAUGUUUCGCAAGCCAUAGCACCACUUGAUGUAGGAAAUGGUUACUCUAUAGCAAGUUUGACUGGGUUCAUAGAAAUCAAGGAUAAAGUACAUAAUGUUUAUGAUUGUACCAUUGAAUCGGAUCUCUCAAAUGGUGGGCCUUCAACAAGUAAAAUUGGGAAAAUGACUUCAGCACCAAUACCGGAAGAAACAUUAAAAAAGGAAAAGAUUUUAUAUGGCACACUUGAUUCUGAUACAAUAAUAAAAUGUCUUACAAAAGACGGAUUCAAAAAUAUUAAAAUGGAGCGAUUAUCUAAUACAGUAUCACUAAUACUAAACGACGAUAACGCCACUAUAAAAUUUGAAGAUAAUGAAUCAAAUAUAAUUUGUGACAAUAAUGCUACACGUAGAAAAAUAUCUGAAUCAAUGAAGAAAUGCUUUCAAUCGUUUUAAAUGAGAUUUAGCUUAUA